CAUUGAGACCGCUCGCUAGUGCUUGUUAAGGAUGAGCUCCGAACGGUUGUGUUUUGUGAAGCAAACGAUGCUGCUCCCGUUGCUGCUACUGCUACUGGUGAGCUUAAUAUCCGGUGCGACCCAGGCCCACGGUAAGUAUGAGCCAACCUGGGAAAGCCUGGAUGCUCGUCCUCUGCCCCGAUGGUACGACGACGCAAAGGUUGGCAUCUUCAUCCACUGGGGCGUGUACGCGGUACCGAGCUUCGGUUCCGAGUGGUUCUGGAUCAACUGGCAGGGCAGCAAAACGGAAAGUUACGUCCAGUUUAUGCGCGACAACUACAAGCCCGGCUUUACGUAUCAGGACUUUGCAAGCGACUUUACGGCGGAGCUGUUCAAUGCGACGGAGUGGGCCGAUCUGUUCGAGCGUUCCGGUGCUCGCUACGUGGUGCUGACCAGCAAACACCAUGAGGGUUACACUCUGUGGCCAUCGAAACGUGCGUUCGGUUGGAACGCAGUCGAUGUUGGUCCUCAUCGGGACAUUGUUGGUGAGCUGGCAGGAGCGAUCCGCAAUCGCACCGGGCUCACUUUCGGCGUUUACUAUUCACUGUUCGAGUGGUUCAAUCGGCUCUACAUUGAUGACAAGCUGCACGCUUUUCUGAAGCACGAUUACGUCGAUCAAAAGGUGUGGCCAGAGCUACAGGAACUGAUCACCACCUACCGGCCGGAAGUGCUGUGGAGUGAUGGUGACUGGGAAGCACCGGAUGGUUAUUGGAAGGCAAAGGAAUUCUUUGCCUGGCUCUACAACGAUAGCCCAGUACGCGACACGAUCGUGACAAACGAUCGGUGGGGCAUGGGAACGCUCUGCCUGCACGGUGACUUCCACACCUGUUCCGAUCGGUACAACCCUGGCGUGCUGCAGAAACACAAAUGGGAGAAUGCACUGACGAUCGACAGGCAGAGCUGGGGCCACCGGGCCAAUGCCCGACUGGAGGACUUUCUGACCAGCAGCGAGCUGAUCGGUGAACUCGUGACCACCGUCAGCUGUGGCGGGAACGUUCUGAUCAACGUGGGACCGACGAAGGCCGGCACGAUCGAUCCGAUCUUUGCCGAGCGGCUCGUCGACAUGGGACGCUGGCUAAAGAUGAACGGUGAAGCCAUCUAUAAGAGCCAACCGUGGACAUACCAGAAUGACACGCUCACCGGAAGCACCUGGUACACGACGGUGAAACCACAACGAUCGCGCACAUCCGAAGCGCACUUCUCCACGGUGUACGCGAUCGUGCUCGAGUAUCCGUACAAGACGAACAGUGUGCAGCUCGGAGCGUUCAGCAACCAGGUCACGAAGAUCGUGCAAAUCACGAUGCUCGGUUAUGCCACGCAACUGAAGUGGAAACCGAGUGCCGAUGGAAUCGUGGUCGAGUUUCCGGUGAAGAAUGAGCUCGAUCGGCUUAAGCUACACCACGCCUGGACCCUCAAGAUCACUCUCACGUCCCGGUGGCCUUAGUUGCCUCUGGGUUGCAUGUUGGUCUGGAUUCGGAAGCCGUUUAAUUAGGAUCCUACCGCGGAGACACCACGGAGGACCGGAGCUGCGCGAAGGGCACUUUAAUUGGAAGCAAUAAACUGCACAUUAUGCAAUGUAAACAA
Anopheles aquasalis is the source of this 1623-nucleotide messenger RNA. RefSeq names its product alpha-L-fucosidase (gene Fuca). Gene Ontology annotation, cellular component: lysosome. The record is from RefSeq and is a predicted model, not a curated record. Gene Ontology annotation, molecular function: alpha-L-fucosidase activity. NCBI's taxonomy places the organism in Eukaryota, Metazoa, Arthropoda, Insecta, Diptera, Culicidae. Gene Ontology annotation, biological process: fucose metabolic process; glycoside catabolic process.